Molecule: messenger RNA, 5570 nt
Organism: Bombus terrestris (buff-tailed bumblebee)
Lineage: Eukaryota; Metazoa; Arthropoda; Insecta; Hymenoptera; Apidae
Gene: pcm
Product: 5'-3' exoribonuclease 1
Exons: 17
Coding region: 147-5027 (1626 amino acids)
Biological process (GO): nuclear-transcribed mRNA catabolic process; rRNA catabolic process
Cellular component (GO): nucleus
Molecular function (GO): RNA binding; 5'-3' RNA exonuclease activity
Source: RefSeq, a predicted model, not a curated record
UAUGGAAUAUGAUUAAAAUUGAUAAACUUAUAUGGUCGAAGUUUUUAAUUUUUGUAUAAUAGUUCUUAAGUUAGAAAUCGUUAAGUGUUAUCAUCAUAGUUCAAAUUAACAUUUCUAAUCAGUAAGAAAAGAUCAUUAUAUUAAAAAUGGGUAUACCGAAGUUCUUUCGAUAUAUAAGCGAAAGAUAUCCUUGUCUUACUGAAAAAUUGAAGGACUAUCAAAUACCUGAAUUUGAUAAUUUAUAUUUAGAUGUGAAUGGUAUUAUACAUGAUUGCUCACAUCCGGAUGACAUGGAUAUUACAUUCCGUAUUUCAGAAGAGACCAUAUUCAAAAAUAUAUUUCAUUACAUAGAAGUAUUGUUUCGUAUGAUCCAGCCUCAGAAGUUAUUUUUUAUAGCAGUUGAUGGUGUGGCACCACGUGCGAAAAUUAAUCAACAAAGAAGCAGACGAUUCAAGAAUGCGAAAGAUGCAAAGAUUCAGGAAGAUAAAGCAAAGAUUAAGGGUACGACUUUACCCAAAGAAAAAAGAUUUGAUUCUAACUGUAUAACUCCAGGAACGGUUUUUAUGUCCAAACUUGAUGAACAAUUAAAGUAUUUUAUUACAUAUAAGAUAUCAACUGACAAACUUUGGCAAAAGUGUAAAGUCAUAUUCAGUGGGUCCCAGGUUCCUGGAGAAGGAGAACACAAAAUAAUGGACUAUAUACGUUAUAUGAAAACACAAGCAAAUUAUGAUGUAAAUACAAAACAUUGUUUAUAUGGUUUAGAUGCAGAUUUAAUAAUGUUAGGUUUAUGUACACAUGAAGUACAUUUUACAUUACUGAGAGAAGAAGUGACAUUUGGUAAAAAACAAAAAAAAGUUUGUUUAACACCAGAAGAGACAAAAUUUUGUCUGUUUCAUUUAUCUCUGUUAAGAGAGUAUAUAAAUCACGAAUUUUCCUCAUUAAAGGAAAAAUUGCCUUUUCCAUAUAAUUUGGAAAAUAUAAUCGACGACUGGAUUUUAAUGGGAUUUCUUAUAGGAAAUGAUUUUAUACCACAUCUGCCAAAUUUACAUAUUGUACACGGCGCAUUAUCUGUAUUGUAUCAAGUAUAUAUGGAUGUAAUGCCUACAUUAGAUGGUUACAUAAAUGAAACAGGAACGUUACGAUUAGAUAGAUUUGAAAAAUUUAUGGAAAGACUUAGUCGUUUUGACACAUUGCAAUUUUCGGAGUAUUACGCAGAUCUAAAGUAUCUCGAAAGUAAGACAGGGAGAACUGAAACUGAGAACUCCAAUGACAAAAGGUCAGGAAGCACUGAAGAGACUCGUUCUCCAAGGAAAAUGCAAGAUAAGGAAUUCGAUGCUUUACUUAGAUCUGCCGCGGAUAUGUCAACAGGAAAGUAUGAUGAUGAUGAAUAUGGUGAUGAUAAAUCAGAUUGUGAAAUGUACACUAUGGAAUUCGUUCAAUGCAAAAAGGAUUAUUAUAUAAAUAAACUAAAAUACGAAAAUAUAGACGAAGAUUUUUUACGUUCACAAGCUGAGGGUUACGUUAGAGCAAUUCAAUGGAAUUUAAAUUAUUACUAUAACGGUUGUUGCAGCUGGUCGUGGUAUUAUCCACACCAUUAUGCACCUUAUAUUUCGGAUAUAAAAGAUUUUAAAGACUUGAAAUUGGAAUUUGAUUUAGGGGAACCAUUUUUACCGUUCGAACAAUUAUUAGCUGUGUUGCCAUCUUAUAGUAAAGACUUAUUACCGCCAGCAUUCCAAACAUUGUUAACCGAGGAUCAAUCUCCUAUAAUUAAAUAUUAUCCGACGAAUUUUGAGACAGAUUUAAAUGGCAAGGAGCAGGAAUGGGAAGCUGUAGUACUCAUUCCAUUCAUAAAUGAGAAAGAUAUAGUAGACGCAAUGGCGCCUCAUUAUCCACAAAUAACUCCGGAAGAACGGGCAAGAAACAGGCAUGGUCCAAUGUGUUUGUUCACUUAUACAGAAGAAAAUUUAGGUGCUUAUAAGGCACCUGAAUAUUUUCCUGACAUUAUUAAUCACGCAAAAGUUGAACUAAUUAAUCGUGAGGACAUUGCUGUACCUCGGGAAAAAUUAGUUCGGGGCUUGUCUCCUGGUGUAAAGCUGGAUGUAUAUUAUCCUGGUUUUUCUACUCUACAAUAUAUAAAACAUACUGCGAGUUUAGAAAAAGCCAAAGUAAAGGUAUUCCAGAGACAUUCACGCCGAGAAAGUAUGAUUCUCCACAUAAAACCACAGUCCAAUAUUGACUUAACAACCAUAGGUUCGAAAUUAUUAGGUAAAACAGUGUACGUGAAUUGGCCUCACUUGAAGGAAGGUUUGGUAAUCGGUGUUUCUGAAUCGAGCAGGAAGAUGAAUUCGGUUAAUCAGUUUGACAACACCAAUGAAACAGAAUGGAAUGUGUGGAAGAAACGUGUAACAGAAAUGUAUAAGGACCAUCUCGGAGUGGAUAUCGGAGAUACGAAGUUUUUAGUUCAUGUACGACUAUUGGUAGGCAAAAAGUACAUCUUUAACGCUCAAGGGAAGGUGAACAUCGAGAAGCACUGGACCGAAAUGCCAACUUGUUAUGCUUAUCAGACUAUAGUAAAAGAUAUCACAACCUAUUGUAAUAAUGUACAAUUAUACAAGACUGUCAGUGAUAUCUUUGAACCAGGAACUGUAUGUUUCAUGUUGGCUCAUCCAUAUUAUGGAGCAAUGGGAAAAGUACAUGAAUCCGCGGUCUGUAAGAAUUCGGGCAGAAUAAAAGUAUCUGUAACAACGAUGCGAGAGCCGUCGUUUGAAGCGAUCAAACAGAUUCAAGCAGAUCUCCAAACCCAAUAUAUGCACGGCAGCGUAGCUUCGCAGAGGUUGGGUAUAAGCUCUCUGCUUUUAAGUAGAAUUACCGGCUCGAUUUUCGUAAAACAAUCCUCAAAUGAACUUCAGCAAGAUGAUGUUAGAUAUAAUAUCGGAUUUAAUUUAAAGUUCAACAAAAAGAACGCGGAGAUACCUGGUUACACUAGAAAAGUAGAACUUGGUCAAUGGUAUUACAGUCCUAAAGUUCUCGACUUAAUCCAUAGCUACAUGUUGAGGUGCCCCACUUUGUUUGAGCGAUUAGCUCAAAAUCCAACCACAUGUAUUUUUCAAGAAGAUGAUCUAUUUACUAAAGGUUCUGAAGAACUAACUGAUACAGUGGCAUGGUUGAAAGAUCAACUUCAUGGAAUAGAAAGUCGUGCCUGUGGCAGGGAAAUUAUCGAGAAUACUAUAAUGGAAAAACUUGAAGAAAUAGUGGACGCGUAUCUCGAGUCACCAAAUAGCAUUGGAAAAAUUGUGGACAUGCAAGUUCAACCAUAUUUGCUUUAUACACCUACUUUGCGUAUAAAAAACCUUCCACCUGAUCCAAAAACGCAGACUCAGCUAUUGGACAGAAUUUGCAGUAUUAAAGAUAAUUUCACAGUACCUCUUGGAUACAAGGGAACUAUAAUUGGAAUACAAAAGAUGGAAAAUACGUUGGACACUAUGUACGAUGUUUUGUUCGACAAACCAAUCAUAGGUGGAGUUAGCAUAAAUGGAUCUUCUGAAUUCCGCGCGUAUCGUUUAUCAGUCUUUGAUUUUAUAAAUAUCAGUUAUGGGCAGAGAAUAGAGCAGGGUAAAGGAACGCAAAUGAAUAUAGAAUCCACAGAGCAAUGGAAGAACAUCAUGGCUAUCAAUCAGAACGCUCAAUCGCGCACAAAUGCCAGCAAUGUUAUAUAUAGGAACGAAAAGCAUUUAAUGGUGGAAGCACCAAUGUCACCAAAGUCAUGGUCUACACAAAAGAAUAUAGAGGAAAUCCCGAAGAAUCAGCUGCCUUAUAAAUUCAAGCAGUAUAACGCGCAGAACACUGUGAACGUUCGGAAAUCGCAUAAACCAAUAGCAAAAAGCGUACAGCUUUCUCAAAACGUACCGAAGAAGCUGAUGGCAGAACCGACAUCCGAGUUCCAAGCAAUAUGGAACGAAUUGCAUAAAAAACAGGAGCUAAUCAAAGCUGUGCCACAAGCCGAAAAUUCACUACAAGAUCCUAGUGCUUUCUUAAAAGCAGUAUUAAAAAUUUCCGAUGGAAACUCUCAAGAACCUGUCCAACCUAGAGUAUCUAAAACAACUAAAAGUUUAAAUAACUCACAAGAAGAAAAGAAGGCAUUGGACACGCCACCUUUAGUGCAACAAAUGUUUGAUCAUGCUCGACAGAACGACAAGGCGCCAACUUGGUACUGCUCACAAUUACUGAAUUACUAUCAACUCAGUGGAGUGGGAAUGCCUCGAUAUAGUUAUUUUGGUGUUGGAGAUAGUAAUUUAAUCCAAGCACAUGUUCUUUUACCAGAUAAAAGAAUAUUUGUUGGAGAUCCUUGUGCGAAUCACGAACAAGCAGCAGGAAGUGCUGCAAAGAAAGUUUAUAUAGAACUAAAAUUAGCUAAUUUAUUGCCAAAUAUGAAGAUACCUUUACCGCCCCCGCAACAUUGGUACUCUAAUCCCCAGAACAGUAAUUGGCCACAGAAUAUAAGGCCACCACCAGUACCAUAUUACCCUCCAGACCCUAAACUUCUUCAACUUUUCCCUGAUUGGGUUCAAAAGGACCAUCAUCGCGUACCUGGACUUCAAGAACAGCCCAAGCAUAAUAAACAUCAGUAUAAGCAUCAUAUUCAUCCAAAAGUAGAACGAACUCAUAAUCAGAAGGAACCAAAGGCAGAGACAAAGAAGUGUACAGCUUUCGUACCCUUACAAGCACAAAAGAAAAGCAGACACAUCACAGCCAAACAGGCUGUAAGCAAAGACAGUGCAAAUCAAAGUGCCAAAGACAAACCUCAACCCACAGUACAACAAAAGGGAAAGGAAUCGCCAGCGAAGACGAUAAAAGUGGAAGCUGUCAGCACGACCUUUGAGAAGCAGAAACCAGUGCAGAAUAGUUCACAUCAAGUACAAAAUACACAGAUCUUAAUAAAGCCUAAAAAGUCGCGAGUUGCGGCGAAAUUUUGCAUAUCAACUCAAAUUGAAGAAGCCAAUCAUAGUAAAAAUCAAAAUUCAGAUUAAAGAAAAAGGAAGAACAUUUGAUAAACAAUCGAAAGACAUUUUGACGCGCUUAUCUCUCUUUUACAUUUCUUUCCGAUAUUGUGUAAUAAACAAUUCCAAGCAAAAACAAGGUGCAUGUGUGCAAAUGGAAAAAGAAUCUUCAAGGAUAUUGAACUAGCAUGUUUGUAAUACUCAAUCAUAAGUAACUUUUAUUUUGGAAUUUUCUUUUUUCCGAUUUUGUAAGCAUAUCGACAUUUCAAAUGUAAGUCAUUUUUAUUUUGUAGUUUCCUUUUUUCUCCGUUCUUUUGUAAGCAUAUCGAGUUGAAUGUUAUACAUCCGAAUGAUGUUGAAACAUAGAAGUUAAUUUGUAAGAUUGAUUUAAUGUGAUUUAGAAACAACAAGAUAAAUGAAUAUUUUAUGUUUUAUGUCGUGUGGAGGUCGAUAUUGAGUAUUAUGUAGAUUACAGUAUAUGGAUUCUAUUAAAAAAUGGAAAUGAUUUCUUUGUAAACUUUUAAAACGCACUGAUUAUGGACAAUGAAUAAAAAAAAUCGAUGUCUUAUGUAA